Messenger RNA from Arabis nemorensis, 1185 nucleotides. NCBI's taxonomy places the organism in Eukaryota, Viridiplantae, Streptophyta, Magnoliopsida, Brassicales, Brassicaceae. The record is from the annotation of a GenBank genome assembly.
AUGGGUGCAUAUUUUGGAGUUUCCACAAUAUUUGUUUUCUGUUUGUUGGGAAUAUCAGCCAAUGCUACGGUAUUCACCAUUGGUUCUUCUUCAAGUUCUGAUAUUACUCAGGCACUUCGGAAAGCCUUUACAUCGGCAUGCCAAUCUCCAUACCCGACCAAAGUAGUGAUCCCAAAAGGAGAAUUCAAGCUUGGUAUGAUCGAGCUUAGAGGUCCAUGCAAAGCUCCCAUCGAGAUCACCCUUCAAGGUACAGUCCAUGCUGACGGUAACACCAACCAUGGAGAAGAAAAAUGGGUCGUCUUCGGAAACAUCAAUGGGUUUAAGUUGAACGGAGGUGGAGCCUUCGACGGUGAAGGAAACGCAGCUUGGAGAGUCAAUAACUGCCACAAGACCUUCAACUGCAAGAAACUUCCAAUCAGUAUAAGGUUUGAUUUCGUGGAGAACGCUGAGAUUAGAGACAUUUCCUCUAUUGAUGCCAAGAACUUCCACAUUAACGUUCUUGGAGCCAAGAACAUGACCAUGACUAACAUCAAGAUCAUCGCUCCUGAAGAGAGUCCCAACACUGACGGUAUCCAUUUGGGAAGAAGUGACGGAGUCAAGAUCCUAAACUCCUUCAUCUCCACCGGAGAUGACUGUAUCUCCGUUGGAGAUGGGAUGAAGAACCUUCACGUGGAGGGAGUUACUUGCGGUCCAGGACACGGAAUCAGUGUCGGAAGCCUUGGAAGGUACGGACACGAGCAAGAUGUUAGUGGCAUUAUGGUCAAGAACUGCACUCUCCAAAACACCGACAACGGUCUUAGGAUCAAGACAUGGCCAUCUGCUGCUUGCUCCACCACCGCCUCCGAUAUUCAUUUCGAAGAUAUCAUUCUCAAGGACGUUAGCAACCCAAUCCUCAUCGACCAAGAGUACUGCCCUUGGAACCAAUGCAACAAGCAAAAAGCAUCAACGAUUAAGUUGGUGAACAUAAGCUUCAAGAGGAUCAGAGGAACAUCAGGAAACAAGGAUGCAGUGAAGCUAUUGUGUAGCAGGGGAUAUCCAUGCCAGCAGGUGGAGAUUGGAGACAUUGAUAUUAGGUACAAUGGAGCUGAUGGUCCAGCCACUUUCCAGUGCUCAAACGUGAGUCCCAAACUCAUGGGAAAUCAGAUCCCUAGAGCUUGUGGCAGUCCAGUGACCAAGACAAACUAA